Gossypium arboreum is the source of this 2226-nucleotide messenger RNA. RefSeq names its product metal transporter Nramp5-like. The transcript has 13 exons. The record is from RefSeq and is a predicted model, not a curated record. Lineage: Eukaryota; Viridiplantae; Streptophyta; Magnoliopsida; Malvales; Malvaceae. The coding region runs from base 298 to 1980 and encodes 560 amino acids. Gene Ontology annotation, cellular component: membrane. Gene Ontology annotation, biological process: metal ion transport. Gene Ontology annotation, molecular function: cadmium ion transmembrane transporter activity; manganese ion transmembrane transporter activity.
AUGAUCAAAGAAAUGAAUUCGAAUCAUCUGAAAAAAAGAAUUAGAUGUAGCAAAUAAUUAAAAAUGAAGUCGGGAUUUAAAAACGGUGAAAGACAGUGACUGGUCAGGCAGCACCGUGUCAUCACCGUAUGGGACAGAAGAUACCAAAAAUUUGAAUAAAACAUAAGCUGCUAUGCCGUCUUUUUGUUCGAUGGAUUCCACACAUUCUUCUAUAUAAAUACUCUUUCGGUUUCUUCAGUCCCUGUGUCCAUCCAUAUAAUACACAGUAAAUUAAAUAUUAAAGACUGAGAGACAGAGAUGAGAAAUUUGCAGCAGCAACAGCAAGAAAGUGAAGUUGCAGUUCCUGAAUCAUGGGAUGUAGGAAGAAAUAACUGCAUAACUGCUAUCAAUGUCCAAGGAACCACCCCACUCUCCUUCCCCAAUCUUCAUCAUCAUCAUGAUAUUGAUCACCCAAUUAUUCACGAGAAACCUGGAUGGAAAAAGUUUCUAUCAUUUGUAGGCCCUGGUUUCCUGGUCUCACUAGCUUACCUCGAUCCUGGCAACUUGGAAACUGAUCUUCAAGCUGGAGCUAACCAUGGAUAUGAGCUGCUUUGGGUGGUGUUAAUCGGCUUAGUCUUUGCUCUCAUAAUCCAAUCUCUUGCUGCUAACCUUGGAGUCAGCACUGGCAAGCACUUAUCAGAACUGUGUAAGGCUGAAUACCCAAAGUUGAUCAAGUAUUGCCUAUGGUUACUUGCAGAAAUUGCUGUAAUUGCUGCUGAUAUACCUGAAGUUAUUGGGACAGCCUUUGCACUAAAUAUACUGUUUAACAUCCCAGUGUGGGUUGGAGUUCUUUGCACUGGUUUAAGCACUCUCUUCCUCCUUGGCUUGCAAAGAUAUGGGGUCAGGAAGCUGGAAAUGCUGAUAGCAGUGCUGGUGUUUGUAAUGGCUGGAUGUUUCUUUGGGGAAAUGAGUUACGUAAAGCCCCCAGCAUCUGGUGUGAUUAAGGGCAUGUUUGUGCCUAAGCUUGCCGGCCAAGGUGCCACUGCUGAUGCCAUUGCCCUCUUGGGUGCCCUCGUUAUGCCGCACAAUUUGUUUCUCCAUUCAGCGCUGGUGCUCUCCAGAAAAGUACCCAACUCCGUUCGUGGCGUUAACGAUGCCUGUAGAUAUUUCCUGAUAGAGAGCGGCUUUGCCUUGUUGGUGGCGUUUUUGAUCAACGUGGCGGUUGUCUCAGUUUCAGGCGCCGUUUGCUCCAUCAAUAAUCUCUCUAGCGAUGACCACCAUCGUUGCAACGAUCUCAACCUCAACUCUGCUUCUUUUCUUCUUCAGAAUGUGUUGGGAAAAUCAAGCUCAACCCUUUAUGCCAUUGCACUUCUUGCCUCAGGGCAAAGCUCUACCAUUACAGGCACUUAUGCAGGACAAUUUAUCAUGCAGGGUUUUUUGAAUCUUAAAAUGAAGAAAUGGGUGAGGAAUUUGAUGACUAGGUGUAUUGCCAUUACACCUAGUCUUAUUGUGUCCAUCAUCGGUGGAUCUCAAGGGGCCGGUCGACUAAUAAUCAUUGCAUCCAUGAUCCUUUCAUUUGAGCUACCAUUUGCUUUAAUCCCACUACUUAAAUUCAGUAGCACCUCAACCAAGAUGGGACCAUAUAAGAACUCCAUAAUUAUCAUUGUGGUUUCAUGGAUUUUAGGAAUUGGAAUCAUAGGCAUCAACGUCUAUUACCUGACGACGGCCUUCGUAGAUUGGUUGAUUCACAAUAAUUUGCCAAAAGUGGAGAAUGUGUUUAUAGGAAUCGUUGUGUUUCCUCUAAUGGCGAUCUAUGUUUUGGCAGUCAUCUAUCUAACCUUCCGAAAAGAUACAGUCGUGACAUAUAUCGAACCCGAAAAGAAUGUUGACCCAGCAGUGCAAAGCCGAAUGGAAAGUGGGCUUGCCAAACCCGACAUCUCCUUCCAAGUUGACGUUGCUCCUUACAGACAGGAUUUGGCUGACAUCCCGUUUCCGGAGUAGCUAUUUUUUUAUCUCUGAAAUCAGCUUUGAUUACUUAAGCUGUAUUAGAAAGUAUCAAGAUAGAGAUGAUGAAGAUGUUUAGAAGCUUUUUUUUUUCUUUUUGCAGGUUUCAAUGUCACCGGUAGUUUUAACCUGUGUCUAUUGUCGAAAAAUGUAAAAAUGGUUUUAUAGUGAGAUAGAUAAAUAUUUUUAGUGUAAACUAUACGUAUGGAUAGUCAAUUAGGCAUUCGUUUUUUGGUUAUUCAA